AUGGGUGAUUUUGUCUUCCUGAAGUUGUCGCCCUGGAAGGGUGUGGUUCAUUUUGGUAAGCGAGGAAAGUUGAGUCCUCGAUAUGUUGGUCUUUACCGAAUCACUAAGAAAAUUGGUGCGAUUGCUCAUAGAUUGGAGCUACCACCAGAGCUGUCACAGAUUCACGAUGUAUUUCAUGUUUCCAUGCUUCAGAAGUAUGUACCGAAUUUCUCUCACGUCAUUCAGCCGGAACCGUUAGAGGUGAGUCAGGAUGCAAGUUAUGUUGAGAAACUUGUGGCGAUCAUUGAUCGACAUGAUAAAACUCUAAGGAACAAAGUCAUUCUAUUAGUGAAUGUGUUAUGGAGGAACCAUGCCAUCAAGGAAGCGACGUGGGAAACGAAGGAACUGAUGAGGAGUCAAUAUCCGUACUUAUUUAUUUGA
Pyrus x bretschneideri (Chinese white pear) is the source of this 420-nucleotide messenger RNA. RefSeq lists its product as uncharacterized. The record is from RefSeq and is a predicted model, not a curated record. The coding region runs from base 1 to 420 and encodes 139 amino acids. Lineage: Eukaryota; Viridiplantae; Streptophyta; Magnoliopsida; Rosales; Rosaceae. The transcript has a single exon.